CGGAGUCGAAAGGCGCAGUGUUGUGCCGGACACCACACAGAUCGUAGUGCCUUACAGGAUUAUACCAAACAGAGAUGGGCGUGUUCACCCAGAGACCCUGGACGCCUACAAGGAGGCGAGGCCCCAUAGCUGCAGAGUUCGGCAGUCCGGGCCCUGCGUGUGUGGCGCUACCCACACUCGUAGGCCAGGGGGUGACUCCGGAUUCAAAAAAAGGUCGAGCCCCAGCCUUCAGCUUUGGGAGCAGACAUGGUGGGAAGAACGACAGUGUAGGACCAGGCCCUGGGCAGUACAAUGUCACCGGCCUCAGUGCUAAAGGCAAGGACACACCCCCCGCCUCCACCCUUCACUCUCGCCCCAAGGACCAUCUAUCGGAGUCGACCCCGGCUCCUGGUGACUACAACCCAGAGAAGUCUGAGAAAGUCAUCCACGACGCCUCGCCCAAGUACACCUUCGGACUCAAGACUCAAGUCGAGAAGACCAGCUCAACGCCUGCUCCCAACGUAUACAACAUCCCGACAGUUCUCGGGGCGACCAAGGAGGGCAACAAGAAUUCGGCUCCUGCAUUCAGCAUUAGCGGACGACAAAAGGAGUUUGUCGAUGACCGGGUGCACACCCCGGGACCUGGGGCUUACAACAAUGCUAACCCGGACACCGUCAAACCUAAGAGCCCCAGCUACUCUGUCAGUUCACGAUAUACUCUACCUUCCGAUCAUUCGACCAAACCUGGCCCCGGCGCGUACUCUCCGGAGAAGAUUAUCAAUUCUUCUACUCCGUCGUACACCAUGAGUGGACGUCAUGAGGUACAAAACAGAGAAGAUAUUCCCGGACCUGCGGCUUAUUGUCCAGAGAAGGUAUCUACAAACAACAUGCCUUCAUAUACUAUCGCAGGAAGACAUCAAGUGCAAAUGAAGGAAGAAGUUCCCGGACCUGGGACUUACUGUCCCGAGAAGAUCCCUACUACUAGCACCCCAUCGUAUUCUAUUCUUGGACGACACGAAAUUCCCAACAACCGAGAAAUUCCUGGACCUGGAACAUAUUGUCCGGAGAAGAUGUCCACAAUCACUACACCAGCCUAUACACUCGGUGGCCGCCAUGACCCACAAAACAGAGAAGAAAUACCCGGACCUGGCGCUUACAGUCCUGAAAAGAUGUCCACAAUCACCACCCCAGCUUACACUAUCGCAGGCAGACACGAUCCACAGAACAAAGAGGAAGUUCCCGGACCUGGGACAUAUUGUCCAGAAAAGAUGUCCACAAUCACUACACCAGCCUAUACACUCGGUGGCCGCCAUGAUCCGCAAAACCGAGAGGAAAUACCCGGACCUGGCGCUUACAGUCCGGAAAAGAUCCCCACGAACAGCACCCCAUUUUACACAAUUGCUGGAAGACAUCAAAUACCGAACCACGAGGAAAUUCCAGGACCUGGGGCGUACUGUCCUGAGAAGAUGUCCACUAACAGCACCCCAUUUUACUCCAUCGCUGGAAGACAUCAAAUACCGAACCAUGAGGAAAUACCGGGCCCUGGCACUUACUGUCCUGAAAAGAUGGGUACAAACGGCACCCCAGCUUAUUCGAUUGCAGGAAGACAUGAUAUACCAAACCACGAAGAGAUACCUGGCCCCGGAACUUACUGCCCGGAAAAGAUCCCGACGAACUCCACGCCCGCCUACAGUAUUCUGGGGAGGCACGAGAUUCCGACAAAACAGGACAGUCCUGGGCCAGCUGCUUACUGUCCUGAAAAGCUACCAACAAUGCCUACUCCAGCCUACACCUUCAGUGGCAAAUACUCUAAGAGAUCUUACACUGUACUUCCAGGACCUGGGUCUUACUCUCCGGAGAAACUUCCUCAAGUCAACGGACCUUCAUACUCAUUCGGAGAAAAACAUCAAGUACCUUGUCAUGAGGAGAUCCCCGGCCCAGGCGCUUACGACCCAGAGAAGUUGCCAACCGUAGCUCCACCCGCUUACUCUAUCAGCGGCCGCUACAAUCUGCCGAGUGACGAUGACAAACCCGGCCCCGGCACUUACUCACCCGAUAAGCUCCCGUCAGUGAAUCCUCCAGCGUACAGUAUCGGCGGCCGCCACGAACUGCCUUCUGACAACGACAAACCCGGUCCUGGCACGUACUCGCCUGAGAAGAUUCCGACGAUUUCCACGCCAGCUUAUACAUUCGGUGAAAAGCACACUCCGCAGAACCACGAGGAGAGGCCGGGACCAGGGACGUACGCUCCAGAGAAGGUGUGCAUCGACUAUCCCCCGGCUCACUCGUUUGGUAUCAAACACUCUGCUUUCACUGGGCAACUCCGAGACCAGGUUGUCCAACCCGCGACUUACAACACGGUUAGCUACAGAGAUCUUCCGCAAACUACGCAGCCUUCCCCAGCUGUCUAUCAGCCAGCCCCAGCCAAUCCAUCAGUCAAUCCGUCAGCCAAUCAGAUCGUUGACAAAUUCUCCAACGCCAACCAAUCAAACCAAGUCGCUAUCUACAAACCUUCAACUGUCGACAAAUUUGCCAACCAACCUAAUCAAACUGUCAACAAAUCCUCAACAGUUGACAAAUUCUCUAACCAAUCAAAUCAAACUGUCAAACAAUACUCUGUCAAUCAGUCUUCAAACCAAGCUGUCGCUGUCAAACAGAUGACAAACGGCAACCACGCCGUGAAUCAAUCUUCGACUGUCAAACAAUUCUCUAACCAAUCUUCCAGCGCCAACCAAGCCGUUGCUGUCAAUCAGUCUUCUAGCGUCAAACAGUUCACCAACGGCAACCAAACUGUCAACCAGUAUUCUACUGUCAAACAAUCGUCAACGGUGAAUCAAACGGUGAAACAGUCGUCAGCUGUGAAACAAUCUUCAACAGUCAAUGUGGUCAAAUCUGUCUACAACGGUCAGGUUAGAGAGAAAAUUUGCUAGUCACAGCGACUCUUGUCUUAUAUACGAUGCAGCAACAACUUUUAACGAAACAUUUUGAUUAAUGAUUGGCAACAAUUUCAUUGGCUGAUUCAACAACCUUGAUGCAUCAUUGUAAAUAACAAAAAUACAAAUCUUCCUCCUAUCUACCACCUCUAGCAUGGAAUAUAUUUAACGAGGUGUUAAGUAAAACAGUAGAACUAAGAAAACAAUAAAUUGUAAAAUAAUAAUGGUUUUCAAACUAGACAACUUUAGUAAGAAAUAUUGUUACUGAAAAAUACAUUCUUAUGUUUAUGACAGUGACGUAGAUAUUAACUCACAACGGAUCUAUACAAUUUUUUAACAAAUUUGGUCUGAUUAAAAUAUGAUAAUACAUUUAGAUAAAUUCUUCUUUCUGUGAUUUUGAAAUAUCAAAAUGCUAGAGAUAAAAUUUUAGAUAUUUUGGUUCAUCCAGAUUCAACGAAGAAAAAAAAACAUCAUGUAGGCCUACCUGUAAUGAUGAUUAAGAAAUAUUAUUUUGUUUUCUUGUUAUGAAAAACCUUCACGUACUUAUACGGUUGCAAUUUGGGCUUACCGAGUUAACAUAAGCUAACUAACCUGUGGUAGCUUAAUGUUAGUGUAGUAUCGUUAAAUUUUAAAUUUGUUUCUGUUAUUUUUGAAUGUUGAAGAUUUAUAAUUGUUUAAUGUUAUUUGUAACUUUACGUCUGGUUCAAUGAUUUCUAACAUGUAACAUAGUAGAAGCAAAUUAAUGUUGCCAAAUUUAUCUUAGAGUAGAACUAACUUGCUCUUCCUAUCGUAACAGUCUUGAAUCAUCAGUGCUUUUACUGAAGAAUGUUUAGAUGUUUUUUUUUUGUUGUUCCUACAAUAAAAGUGCUUCUUAUGUUGC
Messenger RNA from Macrosteles quadrilineatus (aster leafhopper), 3792 nucleotides. RefSeq names its product sperm-tail PG-rich repeat-containing protein 2. Lineage: Eukaryota; Metazoa; Arthropoda; Insecta; Hemiptera; Cicadellidae. The record is from RefSeq and is a predicted model, not a curated record. Bases 75 to 2909 code for a protein of 944 amino acids. Gene Ontology annotation, cellular component: cytoskeleton. The transcript has 22 exons.